This is a messenger RNA of Synchiropus splendidus (mandarinfish), 8352 nucleotides long. RefSeq names its product EH domain-binding protein 1-like protein 1. The transcript is spliced from 27 exons. NCBI's taxonomy places the organism in Eukaryota, Metazoa, Chordata, Actinopteri, Syngnathiformes, Callionymidae. Gene Ontology annotation, molecular function: protein binding. The record is from RefSeq and is a predicted model, not a curated record. The coding region runs from base 478 to 7923 and encodes 2481 amino acids.
CGCAACCAGUCGCCAGGACCUUUGACACCAGCUCAGGAUGCGGGACUUGUCCCGCGGCAGUGAACGCCUCUUCAGUACGAGUGUGUCAGUUGGCAACCCCGCGGAGCGAGCGAGAACCCGCUCCGCAUGCGGCUGCAUCAUCGCGCGCCCGGGCCGGUGGCGGCUGUCACUCAGGAGCAGCCAAGUAUUUUAGGACCCAGAUGACAACAACGCCUCCAGUCUGCCUGCGGACCGCCGGUCAAUGACAGUCACGCUCUCUCUCUCUCUGUUUAAAUGAAACUCUGGAUAAGAAGUUUUGAUUCCAGCGGAUCAAUUCGUGUUCCGUUUCAGCACGUUCACGUGAGGCUCGGACUUUAGUGUUGCGUCGUUGCACAUGAGCGCGGCUCGCAGCGUGUGUGUCGUUCAGCGGACCUUUUAAGGCUCGGAGACUGAGGGAUUGUUACAACCAUCGCAUGUUUGAGAAGGAAAAGAAGGAGAAUGACUUCGGUGUGGAAGAGACUUCAGAGAGUUGGCAAAAAGGCCUCCAAGUUCCAGUUCGUUGCUUCGUAUCAGGAACUUGUUCUGGAGUGCACCAAGAAAUGGCAACCAGACAAGCUGAGGGUGGUGUGGACCCGCAGAAACAGACGCAUGUGUUCCAAGCUCCACAGUUGGCAGCCUGGAAUCAAAAACCCCUACAGGGGGACUGUGAUGUGGCCGGUUCCAGAGAACAUCGACAUCUCUGUCACGCUGUUCAAGGAGGCCAAUGCUGAUGAGUUCGAGGACAAAGAAUGGACCUUUGUCAUUGAAGGUGAGAACAAGGGACAUCGGAAAGUGCUGGCUUCUGCUGACGUCAACCUGAAGCAGUUUGCGAGUCCGACGCCGACCCAGACGGACUUGACGCUAGCGCUGAAGCCGCUGUCGGUGAAGGUGGUGGAGGCGACGCUGAAGCUUUCGCUGUCCUGCGUCUUCGUACGAGAGGGGAAGGCUACCGACGAAGACAUGCAGAGUCUAGCCAGUCUGAUGAGCGUGAAACCCACUGACAUAGGAAACCUGGACGACUUCAAUGAGAGUGACGAGGAGGACGAUAAGAAGUCCGCAGCAGCGACAGCUCCCCGCACUCUCACCCGCCCAAACCGUCCUGCCCCCCCUCCGCCUGACCAGCGACCCUCAUCUGGAGUCGGUCAUCCUGCUGCAGCGAUGGGACGACUGUGUUCUCCUCCCAGUCCGGCCACACAUCCCCGCCCUCCUCUCCCAACUGCUCCUCGCCCUUCUCCCCGCCGCUGCAGACACCCCUUCAGCGCCGGUGCUCAGCCUUCGCCCACCCCCUCCCCUCAGCCCUCACCCAGGUCCAAACCCAAGAAGUCCACCAACCCUUUUCUUCCUGAUCCUCUUCCUCUGUCCAAGCCCAGACCUCCUUCAGACCCAUUCUCAUCUGAGGUGUUGCAUGCUAUUUCUGACCAUGCCCCCUAUCACCCGUCUGCCGCAAAUCCUUUCUUAACUGACGAAAAUGAAGAUGCGCACCAAUCAGAAACACUCCAGCAGAAGUCCAGCGCUUCAGCCAACAUAACUACCGCUUUGCUGUCACCCGCUGAACCAGAAGUAACCAAAGUGGGCUCCCAAAUUGAUCCAGUAGCCACUAGCACAGUUCCCUGCACCAAGCCCACCCUGUCAUCUGACUCCUCGGCAUCUUUCCCUCCUCUCACUGUGACCAUCUCUCAGCCUCCAUCACUCCCCAAAAUCUUUCAAUCAGGAUCUGCCAAAGUUCCUAUUUCAUGUCAACAUCGCCCCCCGGAGGUCAAAAAGCCCGACCCCUCUGUCUGUGAGCAAUCUCUCACAUUUAAACCUCAGAUCGUCAAGUCUAUUCCUCGUCCUUCGUCUCCUUCGCCCUUUUCCUCUGACGUCCCUCCUCCUGUGCCGACUCCCAAGUCUUUCCCUUCCGUCUCACAGUCAGGUGUCGGGGGGCCACGGAACACCCCAAAAGCUGGCGCUGACGUCGCCCCAGUUCCACUGUUGAGUAGCCCUGAUCUUGAUGCUCUUUGUGACCCCGAAGCUCCCACUUUUCCAGCCCCUCUGUCUCUCACCUCACCUUCCCGUUCGUCCUCUCUGUCCACUGCGGGUUCUUUCACUCCACCAAUCACCACUCCUUUUUCCACCCAUGACCCUUUGAUUAGAUCCGGCAAGUCAGGAUCAACGUUCCCGGCUAUUCUGGAGGACUCUGAAGACUCAAGUGUUCCAAAGUUAACAAGCCAAGCCGCGGAUCGGACAGAGAUCAGCAGGUCCCAGGAGCAGAUCACCCCAGCACAGGACCUGAGUCUGGCCCCCCAGAAGGGUGACCCAAAGAUGGAUAGUCCACUCCAGUCACGCUCUGAGCUGAUCAUAGCUCCUCCACCUCCGUGGCCCUUCUCCUGCUGUGAGGGAGCCAGCCCCCAGCAGCCAUCCACUACUAUCGUGGCUGCCUUUAUCACCCCUAAACAACCAAAGCGUGAGACGGCAGAAACAGUUAGCCCCAAUAAGAAUGAGAAAGUGGCGAGCCCAGAGUCUGAUGAUGACGAUGUUAUCCUCGAGUCGCUGAACAAGACUCAUCAGUCGGGCGGUUUGUUUAUAGAAGAGGAGGAUUCUAAGGUGGAUACUAUCAAAAGACGUCCUGCGGGUCUUGAUCUGAAACCCAGUGAACAGUCAGAGCAGGUAGUGGAAGCAGCUACCCACAGGGAAGAGGGGAAGCCUGAACAAGAGAAGAAGAACAAGGAAGACGUGGUCAAGGAAGAGGAGGAGAAGAUGAGACUUGAGAAAGAAAUAAAGAGACUCUUAGAGGAGGAAAAGAAGAGAUUCUUGAUGGAAGAAGAGGAAUCAAACAGAGAGAAGGAACAGCGAAAACGGGAAGAGGAGAGGCUGUUGAAGGAGAAGAGAGAGAAGGAGAGGCUGAGGAUCGAAGCGGUGAAGACAAAGACUGAGGAGGAGAGGAGACACCUGGAGCUGGAGAGGAAACACAUGGGAGCAAGUAAUGAGAAAGAAAAACUGAAGAGGGAAGAGGAGAGGAGGCUGGAGAAAGAAAGGAUUAUAAAGCAGAUAAAGGAGGAGGAGGAGAGAGAGGCAGAGGAGAAGAGAGUCUUGGAGGAGCAAAGAAGAAAGAGGAUUGAAGAAGAGAGACGGAAGGAGGAGGAAAAAGGAAAUGAAGAAAUGAGACGGCAAAAGCAUUUCAGAAAAGAACAAGAAAAGAGGGAGAGGGAAUUGAAAAAAGCAGAAGAGGAAAAAAGAAAACAUGAGGAAUUGUUGCUGAGGCAAAAAGAAAUAGAAGAGAAAAGAAUUCAGGAAGCGACGCAGAAGCGGGAGGCAGAAGAAAAGGACAGAGUGUUGAAGGAAAGAGAGGAGCAAAAAUUAAAAGAAGAGGAACAGAGGAGACAAAAAGAGGAAGAAAAAAGGAGACAAGAUGACAUUUUGAAGCAAAAGGAAGUAGAAAGGAAGAAGGCUGCAGAGGAGAAGAAGGAAAUUGAGGAAGAACGACAGAGAGCACUGAAGGAAGAGAAAGAAAGAGAGGAACAAAGAUUAAAAGAGGAGAGAAAACAGGCUGAGGAGAAGAAGAAAAUUGAGGAGGAGGAAAGACAGAAAGCACUCAAAGAAGAGAAAGAAAGAGAGGAACAACGAUUAAAAGAGGAGAGAAAACAGGCUGAGGAGGAAAGAUUGAGACUAGAGCAAAAGGAAGUAGAAAGGAAGAAGGCUGAGGAGGAGAAGAAGGAAAUUGAGGAAGAAAGACAGAGAGCACUCAAGGAAGAGAAAGAAAGAGAGGAACAAAGAUUAAAAGAUGAGAGAAAACAGGCUGAGGAGAAGAAGAAAAUUGAGGAGGAAAGACAGAGAGCACUCAAGGAAGAGAAAGAAAGAGAGGAACAACGAUUAAAAGAGGAGAGAAAACAGGCUGAGGAGAAGAAGAAAAUUGAGGAAGAAAGACAGAGAGCACUCAAGGAAGAGAAAGAAAGAGAGGAACAACGAUUAAAAGAGGAGAGAAAACAGGCUGAGGAGAAGAAGAAAGUUGAGGAAGAAAGACAGAGAGCACUCAAAGAAGAGAAAGAAAGAGAGGAACAACGAUUAAAAGAGGAGAGAAAACAGGCUGAGGAGAAGAAGAAAAUUGAGGAAGAAAGACAGAGAGCACUCAAAGAAGAGAAAGAAAGAGAGGAACAACGAUUAAAAGAGGAGAGAAAACAGGCUGAGGAGAAGAAGAAAAUUGAGGAAGAAAGACAGAGAGCACUCAAGGAAGAGAAAGAAAGAGAGGAACAACGAUUAAAAGAGGAGAGAAAACAGGCUGAGGAGAAGAAGAAAGUUGAGGAAGAAAGACAGAGAGCACUCAAGGAAGAGAAAGAAAGAGAGGAACAACGAUUAAAAGAGGAGAGAAAACAGGCUGAGGAGGAAAGAUUGAGACUAGAGCAAAAGGAAGUAGAAAGGAAGAAGGCUGAGGAGGAGAAGAAGAAAAUUGAGGAAGAAAGACAGAGAGCACUCAAGGAAGAGAAAGAAAGAGAGGAACAAAGAUUAAAAGAGGAGAGAAAACAGGCUGAGGAGAAGAAGAAAAUUGAGGAAGAAAGACAGAGAGCACUCAAGGAAGAGAAAGAAAGAGAGGAACAAAGAUUAAAAGAGGAGAGAAAACAGGCUGAGGAGAAGAAGAAAAUUGAGGAAGAAAGACAGAGAGCACUCAAAGAAGAGAAAGAAAGAGAGGAACAACGAUUAAAAGAGGAGAGAAAACAGGCUGAGGAGAAGAAGAAAAUUGAGGAGGAAAGACAGAGAGCACUCAAGGAAGAGAAAGAAAGAGAGGAACAACGAUUAAAAGAGGAGAGAAAACAGGCUGAGGAGGAAAGAUUGAGACUAGAGCAAAAGGAAGUAGAAAGGAAGAGAAGCGAGGAAGAAGCAGAGAAUGAGGCAAGGCGAUUACGAGAUGAAAAAGAAAAGCUGGAGUACAAGAGAAAAGAAGAAGAGAAGCGAGAAAGAGAGUUGAAAAGACAAGAAGCUGAAAGAAAAAAGUUUGAGGACAAAAAGAAGAGGGAGGCAGAGGAAAGAGAGAGAGCUCUGAAAGCAGAGAAGGCAAGAGAAGAAGAGAGGAAAAUAGAAUUAGAAAGACGAGAGGCAGAGGAAAGAAAAAGCCGAGAUGAAUUAUUGCAGAAGCAAAAAGAAAUGGAAAGGAAGAGAGUGGAGGAAGAAGAAAAGAAGAGGAGGGAGGCAGAAGAAAGAGAGAGAGCAUUGAAGGAAGAGAAGGACAGAGAAGAGGAAAGAAAAAUGGUUGAGGCUAGGAAAACAGAAGAGGAGAAGAAGAGAAAAGAUGAGGACAGGAGGCUAGCUGAUUUAUUACAGGGGCAAAAAGAAAUGGAAAGAAAGAUGAUUGUGGAAGAAGUGAAGAAGAGAGAGGCAGAAAAAAGAGAAAGCAAAUCGACAGAAAAGGCAAGAGAGAUGCAAAGAUUAAAAGAGGAGAGAGACAAGAUGGAGAGAGAAGAGGAACUGCAAUCCUCAGAAGCAAACUGGUCGGAUGAAGACAAGCAGAAGCUGAGAGCCUUGAUCUCUCACUCCCAAGCUCCUGCAGUCGCUUCUCCUCAUCGCCCCCUUGAGGACGAAACUCACAUCACAGCUGAAAGGAUCAGCCAAUCACAAGAGAGGAGCCUGGGUAGUGACGUUGAAGCCAGUGAGAGGACGGCUGAAGCCAGUCGACCGAGCGGCGAGCGCAAAGAAGAAGAUUUAAAAGCGAAGCAGGGACUAAGCAUCAAAGGUGACGGAUGUCUGGUGGAACAUGAGAGAGAAGCCGACACAAGCCAAGCCUCGUCUGUGGGAGAUAUUCCCAAGUCUGUGAAGAGGCAGGAGGAUCUGGAGCCGUUGACACCAAAACCAUGGACCCAGCAGGAGGACGCAGACGUGAAGGCGGCUGCCUCUGGCUCGCAGAGGAGCCCUGACAAUAGAGAGUCUGUGCACGGAGAGGAGAGGAAGCUGUGGGCAGCUGUGGAGGAGAAGAUCUCUGUGACGGGAGAAGACAGGGUGGGCGGGAAGAGGAAGGCCGAGGAUGCAGAGGUGAAAGAAGGCCCAGGCCACCCCGCCCCCGCUCUCUUCAGAGAGACUCCCAACACAGCCGUUGCUUCUGGUCCCACACAGACACUGGAGCAGACUCUCAAACUUCCUGGGUUGCCAUCAGUGAAAGAGGAAGGAACUCCGCCACCAUCUUUGACCGUAAAAACUGGAAAUGUCUCACAGAAAUCAGUGAGGGAUGAGGAACCAGGGUUUUGUGCCCAAUCGGACUCCAAACCGAGCCUUGAUAACGGACUUGCUUGGACAAACCAUCCCGACACACCGACUGAAGCUCCUUCCAGAGAGACGCCUGAAAAAGACGGAAAAUAUUCAGCAGAAAGUGGAAGCCCACUUGGUGCUCCGACUUCCUCCCCAGAGGAGCUGACCAAGGAGCAGCAGCUUCAGGUGGAGGAGAGGCUGCUGCUGACCAAAAUCCGCUUGAUGACAGGGGACGCCUCUCCAGUCUCCGGCCCUCGGGCCAUGAAACGGCUGGUUCCUGAGCCUGGAGAAAUUGACCAGGAUUCCAUCGAGGUGAAAGGAACGCCUGUCCUCCCUCAAACUGAUGUGAUGGAGGACAUUUCGCUGGGUGAUGGCGCUAGUGAGUCAGAGAGAGAGGAUGUGACGACCCUCCUGUUAUCCACGACUGAUCAGGAGAGGAAGACUCAUCACAGCGACGUGAAGACAUCAAGACUCCCGACGUUACAGGAGGAAGACUCCUCGGACCUGAAGACGGCGGUUUGUUCUCCGAUGGUCCAUCAGGACGAAGUAAAGGUCGAUUCUCCUGAGAAGCUGGUGAGCUCCAGCCAGACGCUGCUGCAGUGGUGUCAGGACGUCACCGCAGGACACAGGGGGGUGAAGGUCACCAACUUCAGCACGUCCUGGAGAAACGGCCUGGCGUUCUGCGCCAUCCUCCACCACUUCCACCCGGACAAAAUAGAGUUUGAGCAGUUGGAGCCUCAUGACAUCAAGCUCAACAACAAGAAGGCGUUCGAUGGUUUUGAGGCGCUGGGCAUCUCUCGUCUCCUGGAGCCGUCCGACAUGGUGCUGAUGUCCAUCCCGGACCGGCUCAUCGUGAUGACCUACCUGAGCCAGAUCCGCUCGCACUUCACCAACCAGGAGCUGAGCGUCCUGCAGAUCGAACACAACAGCAGCCAGUCCAGCUACGGCCUGGCCGACGCUCGGCCCGCCCCCUCUGACGUCGCCGCCGCCGCCUUCUGCAUGGCCCGGCUGGAGGAAGGAGGAGGCGGGGCUCUAGUCGUGCCGCCGCCCAGAAGCAAGAAAUCGAUUAAAGACGAGUCGACCUCCCCUGUCGCUCCCCCCAGAUCCGCCACCAAGGCGGUGAAAUCAUCCGAGAUGAGUCACAUAGAGUCGCAGGGUUCUGUGGAGAAGCCGUCCAAAUCAGAGGAGGAAGCCAUGUGUCUGCAGGACACCAGCCAGUACGUGCUGAGCGAGCUGGCAGCCCUGGAGACGGAGCAGAAGCACAUCGACAGCCGAGCCGCCGUGGUGGAGAGGCGGCUGCGCAGCCUCAUGGAGACAGGGAGCGACAAAGACGAAGAGGAGCGGCUGAUUCAGGAGUGGUUCAAUCUGGUGAACAAGAAAAACGCACUCAUCCGCAGACAAGACCAUCUGGAGCUGCUGCAAGAAGAGCAGGACCUGGAGAGGAGGUUCGAGCUGCUGACCAGAGAGCUGCGGGUCAUGAUGGCGAUUGAAGACUGGCAGAAGUCCACCUCGCAGCAGCAGAGGGAGCAGCUGCUGCUGCAGGAGCUGGUGUCUUUGGUCAACCAGAGAGACGAGAUCAUCAGGGACAUCGAUGCCAAAGAGCGAGGGGCUCUGGAGGAGGACGAGCGUUUGGAGCGAGGGCUGGAGAUGAGGAGGAGGAAAUAUAACAACAAAGACAAGUGCGUGCUGCAGUGAGACGAGGUCCUCAGUGCGGAUCCUGAAUUCCUUUCUUGUUCCACGCUUUCCAUCAUGAGAAGCCAAAGUGACGUGUUUCUGUUUGAAGUUGUUCCAUCACUGUCUUACAAUGUGUUAUUUAUUGCAGGAUUUCUUUGCACAAAUGUGUUUGACAUCUUGUCCUGUUGUGAAUGUCACAGCUUUAGUCCUUCAGACUUGGUUCUGAUCGACACAUUUCCUGCCAAAAAGAGCUGGAAAGGAGUGCUGCUAGUGUCUGAUGACAUUUCCCCUGAUGGUUGCUUUACCAGCCACCUGAGCUGUUGAUCGUGUUUGACCUGUGAAUGCGUGUUGAUCGAUACUGAUUUUAUAUAAGUAACUGUUGUUGAAACAAAUGUCCAUAUUUAUAGUUUGACGUGAUUCUUAUGUUGAAAUAAAUGUUUGAUGGCUGAA